Molecule: messenger RNA, 1689 nt
Organism: Thyridium curvatum
Lineage: Eukaryota; Fungi; Ascomycota; Sordariomycetes; Thyridiales; Thyridiaceae
Exons: 7
Coding region: 1-1689 (562 amino acids)
Source: RefSeq, a predicted model, not a curated record
AUGACCGCUCUAUCAUCGGCGCUGGCCGGGCUCUACCUCGCCGGAGUUCUCAUCUCACCGGCUGUUGCUGCACCGCCUGGAUGCUCUCCAAAUAACUGCAUCCGCGCGGUCCUGGGAAAUAGACUCGGAGACUGGCACAUUACCACUGCCAGGGCAGACUGUUCAAGUCUCCUGGCGGGGAAGGUCUAUGUAUCUGCCGUCACUGUGACCGUGUCGAAUGCUUCAGCUAUCGCGACAACAAGCGUGGUUCCGGUCCUUCCAACGUAUGCCCUGAACUGCCGUAAUUUCGCCGAGUACCAGCGGGCAUGCUCAUGCGGCGGCGUCACUGGUGGCGGGGCUGUCACUGUUACCCCUGUGAGCUCCCUCCCAAGAGUAUGUGGUGGAAGGAACUGCAUCGCCGACCAGGUCUCCAAGCUCACGGACGUCAUCGACGCGAUCAUCCACGUCCUCGAGUACCUCUAUUCCCACUUCGUCCCCCUUGCCCGUGACAACCUCACCAACCAGUCUUAUCACGUCAAUCGAUAUCCCAUCUUCGAGCUCGGAGGAACCAACGACCGAAGAAUCGACCACAGAGUCCUCUACGCAAUCCUCUACAUCUACAGAGGCCCUGUCAUCACAGACACGACAACCUCAACGACGGAAUCAACGACUAGCGAGCCUAACUCUUCAUCCAUCGAAUCGUCAACCGUCGAGACUUCUUCCUCCACUACGGAAGAGUCAACUACUGAGACUCCAGUCCCGACAACUACGAUUGAAACCGAGAGUCCAACGGUGGCAUCAUCAACCGGAGACCUCAAUGGCCCGGUCUCGACCGAGCCGGUCGAAACCACCUCGGCGCCAAUAACCAGUGGAGAAACGUCUGUCCUCCCAGUCAUUGUCACCAACUCUUCCGGCAGCCUCAUCCCCAUCACGAUCUCGAGCAUCCCAUCGCUGGCCAACAUCUCCUUCGACCGGCCCACAGACACUGCAAAUCAAACAGCCACUUCAACAGCCUCGUUCUCCAGGCUACCAGACUUUCCCACUGGGACUGUAGUGGAGUCCACCAUCUACCUGCCAUCGACAGGAGCGUCUAAAACGACAACCUCGAAGACCUCCUUGACACGGUUCCCGGAACCUACGGGUCCCACUUUUACUCCGGACAUCCCAGACUCGUACAAUGGAUGCGCGUUCAAUCCUUACCGCGGAGCAUUGUUUCAACUUGUCGACCCUGAUACCCGUCUGCCCAUUAUCAAGAAUGAUACUACCGCCAUGGUCAUACAGCAGAUCACGCCCGACUACGUCCCUACAAUGUUUACACCUGUACAUCCCGACUCGGCUCCUUAUGGCGCCUUUGAUCUUACUGUCGGCGACGGCGGCAAGGUCUACUAUCUCACUCUGUACAGAUCUGGAAGGGUUGGCUUUGGUCUAGAAAGCUCCAAUGGCCAGAAAUGGGUCAGCGACGGCGACGACGAGUACGUCACGACCAUCUUCGCCUUCACCUGCAGCGGCCAGAUGCAGACGGGCUUCUUUGGCGGCUACAGGUUCUACUUCAGCAUCACGCCCGACAGGCGGGUCAUUGUGUCCCAGACCGAGCCUCCGGCCCGGCUCGGAAGCCGCAGACUUCGCGCCCGCGGCACGGGCGAUCUCAUCGUCGUGCCUAUCGCUCCGGGCUUUGGAGGGAAGAGAGAUUCGUCUCUUGAUCUUGAUUAA